This is a messenger RNA of Sclerotinia sclerotiorum 1980 UF-70, 1467 nucleotides long. RefSeq lists its product as hypothetical. The transcript has 2 exons. The record is from RefSeq and is a predicted model, not a curated record. Bases 1 to 1467 code for a protein of 488 amino acids. NCBI's taxonomy places the organism in Eukaryota, Fungi, Ascomycota, Leotiomycetes, Helotiales, Sclerotiniaceae.
AUGUCUGCCGACGAACAGUUUGCACAUUCUGGUAUAAUAAUUGCUGGUCAAGAUGAACAAAUAGAUACUAUGGGGAAAUUGGCAAAUGCUGUACUUGAUGAUAUUUUCUAUAAUAUCAUUCAUGAUAUUGUAUUACAGACUCAUCGUGAAGAGAAAAUUGCAAAAGCAUGUUCGGCUGCUAUUGUUAUUGAGCAAAAAGUCGCGGAAACCAAUCCUGAUUCAUCAGACGAUCCUACGAAUUCAUGGAACACAAAUCAAAUUAUAGAAACCGAUGCUGCGAAAUGGGAAAAUAAAGAAGUUACCUUGAAAGGCAAUCCUUUACAAUUGGUCGAUGAGAUUAUUUGCGCAAAGUGUGGUUUACCUCGACUUCUACAACCUACAGAUGGAGUGGGUGCAAAGAAACCUACACCAGGAAAGGAGUUUUGCAAGAAGAAACCUUUCAUUGAGAAACCAUGGCAUGAUGUUUAUGGUCAGACGUAUGUGCCAGAAGGGCCAGGUAGAGGAAAGAAAAAGAAGGAUAUGAUUAAUCCUCUACUACAACAACAGAAAGAAGGAACACCAAACAGUAUGGAUGGUGAAGAUGAUGGACCUGCGAAACCAAUUUCUUUCCCUCACGCCAAAUGUCACAAUUGCAAUACAUUCUUACCGAUUAAACGUAUGAAUAACCAUAUGGUGAAAUGUAUCGGUGGUGGCGGAAGAGAUUCUGCACGAGCAGCAGCUUUUAAGAUUAAUGGAAAUGGUUUAGGUACAGGAAACAAUAGUCAGAAUGGUACACCACCAAUAAGUCGACAAGCAACACCACAACCCAAUGGAGGGAAGAGAACUAGUCCAAAUAAACGCGAAGCAGCCGAUGAUCCAGAUUUCGAAUCCGAUUCUCCACAAAAGAAGAAGAAGUUCUUGAAGAAACCAGGUAGCUCGGGUGGGAUUAUUCUGAAGAAUAAACUGAAAGCUCCGAAGAUGGCAAAGACAUCUUCACAAAUUCCCUCUUCAAACUUAAGUUUUGAACACAAAAGGCCGGAUAGUGAUGAUGAUAAUGAUUCGGGAGAUGAUGAUCGAGAUGGUGAAUAUGGAAGAAAAGCAAGUGUUGAACCGAAGAAGAAAAUGUUAGUUAAUAAAGCGGGGGCAGGAGUAGUUAAGAAAGCCAAGGAUGGACUUGGUAUUGCUGGAUUGAGUGAGAAGAAGAAGAAGAAGUUAUUAUUGGGAAGACCUGGUAGUGGUAGUUCAACACCAGUGCUGAAACCAGGUUCAAUACCACCAGAUGAGGAUAGGGAGAGAGAGAGGAAGAAGAUUAAGAAUGGAAACGGAAAUGCUCAUAAGAGAGAUAGGGAGAGGGAGAGGGAAAGAGAGAGGGAAAGAGAGAGGGAGAGAGAAAGGGAGAGGGGGAGGGAAAGAGAAAGGGAUAGGGAUAGGGAUUGGGCUAUGGAUGAGAAAUCUGAGAGUAGUCAGACUUUAUCCAGUCCGAAUUAA